Messenger RNA from Loxodonta africana (African savanna elephant), 1661 nucleotides. RefSeq names its product G protein-coupled receptor 119 (gene GPR119). The record is from RefSeq and is a predicted model, not a curated record. NCBI's taxonomy places the organism in Eukaryota, Metazoa, Chordata, Mammalia, Proboscidea, Elephantidae. Gene Ontology annotation, biological process: regulation of metabolic process; adenylate cyclase-activating G protein-coupled receptor signaling pathway. Gene Ontology annotation, molecular function: phosphatidylcholine binding; G protein-coupled receptor activity. The coding region runs from base 654 to 1661 and encodes 335 amino acids. Gene Ontology annotation, cellular component: plasma membrane; cytoplasm. The transcript has a single exon.
CCCAAGGAGGCCAGGCCCCUGAAAUAACUUACCUGGCCUCACUUUCCACUUCAACUGAUUAUGAUCAUUUUGCUUGAUUAAAAGCACUCAUAAUAGUAACUGACCAUCAGCUAUUAAGCAAAUGCUUCAUUAAGCUGAGACUAGUUAUUAAUCUAACACUUGAGACUUAGGAAGAAAAGAAGUGGAAAUUUAAUAUCAAGCUACAGAGGAAGAAAAAGUGUGAUUAGAGUCAAUUCUCUCUUCUGCCAGACAGGAGACCUGAUGAAUGAACCUGUCCCUCCAAACAAAGUCCUUGAAGCAUCAGUGAACGGAGAGAGCACGGCAAGAUAGUGUGCACCAGGGCCUUGGGGGUUGUCUAGUAACUUUGUCGUUGGAGGGGGAGGGACUAGCCCAGGGCACGGGGGAGGUCUGCACUGGGACUGCUGCCUUCAGAGAGCUGGAGCGGCAGGAGGCUGAGGACUGACGAAGAGAGAGGGAGGGAUCCUCAAUGAGCUGCAGGAUUCCAAAGAUGGCAAGGUGCCAGCCUUGACUGCCAGCGAUGGGCAGAAUUGUGCUGGCCCUCUGACUCCACAGCUCCUUCUUCCCCGGCACAUGAGAAUUUGAGCUGCAGAACCGGCAUGCCCUGGUAAGCACAAGUCUGGACAGUUCAAGCCAUGGAAUCAUCUUUCUCCUUCGGAGUGGUCCUUGCUGUCCUGGCCUCCCUCAUCAUUGCUGCAAAUGCACUAGUGGCCGUGGUUAUGAUGUUGCUGAUUCACAAAAACGAUGGUGUGGGUCUCUGCUUCACCUUGAAUCUGGCUGUGGCUGACACCUUGAUUGGCGUGGCUAUCUCUGGCUUAGUCACAGACCAGAUUUCCAGCCCUGCUCGGUCCACGCAGAAGACCCUGUGCAGCCUUCGGAUGGCAUUUGUCACUUCCUCCUCAGCGGCCUCUGUCCUCACGGUCAUGCUGAUCGCCUUUGACAGGUACCUUGCCAUCAAGCAGCCCCUCCGCUACUUCCAGAUCAUGAGUGGGCUCAUGGCUGGGGCCUGCAUUGCUGGGCUGUGGUUGGUGUCUUACUUCAUUGGCUUCCUCCCACUCGGAGUCCCUGUAUUCCAGCAGACCACCUACCAGGGGCCCUGCAGCUUCUUUGCUGUGUUUCACCCUCGCUUCGUGCUGACCCUCUUCUGUGUUGGCUUCUUCCCAGCCCUGCUCCUCUUCGUCUUCUUCUACUGCAACAUGCUCAAGAUUGCCUCCGUGCACAGCCAGCAGAUCCGAAAGAUGGAGCAUGCGGGGGCCGUGGCUAGAGCUUACCGGCCCCCACGGACUCCCAACGACUUCAAGGCCAUCCGCACUGUGGCUGUUCUAAUUGGGAGCUUCACUCUGUCCUGGGCCCCCUUCUUUAUCACCGGCAUUGUGCAGGUGGCCUGCCAGGGCUGCCACCUCUACCUAGUGCUGGAACGGUACCUGUGGCUCCUCGGUGUGGGCAACUCCCUGCUCAACCCACUCAUCUAUGCCUACUGGCAGAAGGAGGUGAGGCAGCAGCUCUACCAGAUGGCCCUGGGAGUGAAGAAGGGACUCACCUCACUCCUCCUCCUUCUCUCUGCCAGGAAUGGUGGCCCUGAGGGGCCUAGGGAAAGUUCCUGUCACAUCGUCACUAUCUCCCACCCACAGCUUGAUGCCUAA